AUGUCAACAACUGUGACGGAGACGCCGACGUCCGUUUCACCCUUGAAAGUUAAAAUACAGCCUACAUCCACGGAUGAAUCGCCGCAGAGCACAUUAGGAGGACAUGGCGUGGUGCAUAUCACCUCCCAGAAUGCCACGCCUUUCCAGAACGCAGACCUGCCACCUGGAGUGGCCAUGGACCCUGAACUCGCCAGGAAGAGCGAGGAAAAGUUCGACAACGUGCCUUUCUCACGUCCAUUCUCGCCAAAGCAGCCAAUCGCAGAAGAUGCUGCCGAAUCCUCAGCUAGGACCGGUGGGCUGCACACACCCACGCAGCUGCCUGAGAGUGCCACUUCUGCAGUGCUGGAGCCAUCUGAGGCUGGCCAUGCGCGCCGCUGGAUAAAAGUGCCGAAGGGCUGGUACGCCAAAAAGGGUGCAGAGGUCAUGGACGGACUGCGCGUGGGAGACGCUCUGGGGAAGGGAUGCCAGGGCGGCGUAUACAAGCUGGUGGACAAGGAUGGCAAUGUGGACCCCACUCGGGUGCUCAAGGCAAAGCACCGCUAUGCGCUCCUCGUGAAGGUGAAGCGUGAGUGGGAGAUUGGGCGCUGCAUUGCCAACCUGUACGAGCCGGACUCCUCGCUGCCGGGCUACAUGGCGACUGGGGAGGGCGUCGUCACUGAGAACGGCAACUUCAUAGGCAUGAUCCUGGAGAAGAUCGAUGGCAAGCAGCCCAGCAAGCGCCUGAAUGAGUCAUCCUUCAAUGACAUCCACUAUGUGGAGGAGCUGCUCUUCUGCGUCUUCAAUGCGCUGGACAUCGGCCAAAAGUCCCUGGGCUUCCAUCACGCUGAUCUGCGCGUGUCAAACGUGAUGGAGGUCAAGACGACGUCAACACAGGGAGCGCCCCAGCUGGAGGAGACGGACGUGGCUGGCCGCGCUGCAGCCCUCAGCUUCAACGGAGAGAAUGUCGGCAAGAACGCCGCGAAGAGGCUGAACCAGUUCAAGAUCAUCGACUAUGGGCUGGCGGACUUCACAGAGCACUACCCCUCAGGCAAUGUGCAUGUGGGCGGCCCCACGCAUGCUGUCCCCAAGACGGGCCCCCUGCACUUCUCCAUCGGCCAGCUGCAGAUGUCGCUGCCUGUGCCCCUCAGCCUGGAGCAGCUCAAGGGCCUCCCGAAGAUCAACCCGCUUGAGAGGAUGUACCGCCACUUCUGGAGGAACAAGGGAGACAUCUACCACGUGUGCUGGGAUCUCACCAGGUACCUGGACGGACGGGUGUGGCCCAAAGAGGACGAGAAGCAAGUCAAGCUGCUCUUUGCCUUCAUCCACCACUGCACAGGAGUGCGUCUGAAAGCCUGGUUUGCACCAAAGUCCACUGCUGACAAGGACGGCAAGCUGAAGAUCCCGAGACGCUAUGGAAACUUUGCCUUUGUCCAGCACUACGAUGGCUUCCUGCACGUCCUGCGCAUCCGGUCUAUCAGGCUGCAGGCAUGGUUCCGCCCUCACAACCCUGGGAUCACUGCGGCUGAGGCCCUGUGUGCCCCCUUCUUUGAGGCCUGCCUCCACAAGGGCGAGGACGCAGUCUAA
This is a messenger RNA of Coccomyxa subellipsoidea C-169, 1563 nucleotides long. RefSeq lists its product as hypothetical. The coding region runs from base 1 to 1563 and encodes 520 amino acids. The record is from RefSeq and is a predicted model, not a curated record. Gene Ontology annotation, biological process: protein phosphorylation. Gene Ontology annotation, molecular function: protein kinase activity; ATP binding. The transcript is spliced from 10 exons. Lineage: Eukaryota; Viridiplantae; Chlorophyta; Trebouxiophyceae; Coccomyxaceae.